AUGCAGGAUUUGGGGAAGAAGUACGGGCAGUGCAGAGGGACUAGAUUCCCUCGAAUGUUGAAUUGGAGCACCCCCAACACAGUUACGAAACAUGAUGUCAAGCAACUCGAUGUCGCUACCCUAUUCGAGAAGAGGAGGUUGGAGAAGGUAGAAGCGCAACAAGUUGCGAUUCUCACUGCCUGCAUCGAGAUGAAGGCUGACUUCAAGAGAACGACCUUCGGAGUCGACACAACCAUCGUGGCGGCACGACAAAGAAUCGGACCCCACACCAUCGGACACGGCGAGCCAUUACGGACGGUACAUCCAUCACCGCCGACAUAUGAUGAUGAUGAUGAUGUCUACCCAGAAGAUUGGCAACCUGACGCAUGUGACGUUCCUUCUACUCCUGCAAACGCCAUUGUCAUUUCGCUGGGUGAUACUGAAUCUCAGGAUGUGGAAGAGUUGCAGGGGCCACCAGAUGGAGUGGAGUUCUGUAGGCUUAGGCGAAAGCGCAAGCCGGUUUUCUUGAAUGACUACACUGCUGGGAAGAAGAAACAACGACAAGGGCCCGUGGUAGUAGACACCCUGAAACCGGCGGACGCCCGGCUGUUAAAAUUUUUCCAGAAGUGGAUCACUUAUGCUAGGGACAAUGGCCGUCCUAGGGAUGUUCACACUGGCGAAGCCACUAGAUCGUGGUUCGUGAAGUUGAUGGUGCUCAACGAAUGGCUCGAAGAUGCUCAAAUUGAUGCCAUGGCGCACUUAUUGAGAAGAAGACGGACCCUGUACCCAGAAGUCUACACCCGAAAAGGUGUAGUUUUGGACACAUCUGCUCCACAGUUCUUUUCCAUGUUUUGGAAUAUGUGUGAGGGUGACAGAGCAAGAUCAAAUGGGAUGAGAGCGUCAUGA
This is a messenger RNA of Cannabis sativa, 885 nucleotides long. RefSeq lists its product as uncharacterized. The coding region runs from base 1 to 885 and encodes 294 amino acids. The record is from RefSeq and is a predicted model, not a curated record. NCBI's taxonomy places the organism in Eukaryota, Viridiplantae, Streptophyta, Magnoliopsida, Rosales, Cannabaceae. The transcript is spliced from 4 exons.